This is a messenger RNA of Elephantulus edwardii (Cape elephant shrew), 1248 nucleotides long. It is a transcript of the gene GDF3, whose product is annotated as growth differentiation factor 3. Gene Ontology annotation, cellular component: extracellular region. Bases 1 to 1248 code for a protein of 415 amino acids. The transcript is spliced from 4 exons. Gene Ontology annotation, molecular function: growth factor activity; cytokine activity. Gene Ontology annotation, biological process: SMAD protein signal transduction; BMP signaling pathway. The record is from RefSeq and is a predicted model, not a curated record. Lineage: Eukaryota; Metazoa; Chordata; Mammalia; Macroscelidea; Macroscelididae.
AUGUGGAAAAGACUUGAAAACAUACAGAAAUCCCUAGAGACGGCUUUCUCAGAGGCAGUAUGGCGGCAGCCACCUGCUGUUGUGCUGGACGACCUCGAUCUCAUUGUUGGCCUGCCUGCCCUUCCUGAACACGAGCAGAGCCCUGCCACAGUUCAGAGCCAGCGCCUCGUACACGUUCUUGGCAGUCUCCUAACCCUGGCUUUGGGUCAACCAAUUCAAUUUCAAGAACAUGUCCUUCUCCAACUCCUGGGCCUAAGCAAGACACCUUCACCCCAGAAAUUCCAAUCUACUCCUUGUAUUUUGAAAAAAAUCUUCCAGAACCGAGAAGCAGCAGCAUCCGCUGGGGUCUCCCAAGAUUUCUGCUACAUAAAGGAGCUGGGUGUCCAUGGGAGCGAACUCCGCCACCUCCCAGAUCAAGGUUUCUUUCUUCAUUCCAAGAAACAUGCCCAAGUUUCUUCCUGCCUUCAGAAGCACCUUUACUUCAACCUGUCUGCCAUUAAAGAAAAGGAGCGGUUAACUAUGGUCCGGCUGAGCCUGGACUUGGGACCCAACACUUACUACAACUUGGGACCAGAACUGGAAUUGAUUCUAUCUCUGGUUCAGGAACGUCACAUAAGGGGCAAGUCCCACCCUAAACCAGGUAAAACAUUUCUACUACAGUCAGUGCCAGGCCCGCAAGGUAUCCUUCACUUCAACGUGCUUCAUUUAACUAAGGAUUGGAACCACAAGUCCCAGAAGACCUUGGAUUUGUUCUUAGAAAUCCUCUUUAAACGGCACAGAAACCCGGAAGUGAAUUUCCAGCUUGAGGAGACCUGUGCCCAACUGAGACGCCUCUUUCAUGCCUCCCUGCUGGUGGUGAUCCUCAACACUGAGCAGUGCCACUCUUCACUCAGAAAAAGAAGAUCAACAGUCCCUACGUCUCAAACUCCUUGUGAGAACCUCUGCCAUGUUCACCAGCUGUUCAUCAGCUUUCGGGAUCUGGGCUGGCACAAGUGGAUCAUUGCCCCCAAGGGGUUCAAGGCAAACUACUGCCACGGAGAAUGUCCUUUCUCAUUGACCACCUCUCAAACGAGCUCCAAUUAUGCUUUCAUGAAAGCUAUGAUGAGGGUGGUAGACCCAGAGGUCCCCAAGGCUGUCUGUAUCCCCACCAAGUUAUCUCCUAUUUCCAUGCUUUAUCGAGACAAUGAUGACAAUGUCAUUCUCCGACAUUAUGAGAAUAUGGUGGUUGAUGACUGUGGGUGUGGGUAA